AUGAAGUCUGUAGACAAAUCCAAGAAGAUUUUUGCGGUUCAAGACGGUGACGAAUUUGUAUCAGAUAUGUCUGAUGUCUUAGCAAUUCUACCAAAUCCGUCCUUAAAACAAGGUGAUGGUAUCGACAAGUACUUCUUCGAAGAAGUUGUCGACGUUUUUGAAAUGAACAAAAAUAUGGCGAAGCCAAAGGUAGACUUAGAGAAGCGAAGGCAGCAAAAAAGAGAUUGUGAACGCAGACGUAGAGAGAAAGUAAGAAGCAAUCCAGAGCAAUAUGAAAAAGCAAAGCAACAGGAAAGAGAAAGAUAUUAUGAGCGAAAAAAACAAGGCAAAAUUAAGCUUAUUGGGGAAGUAUCCAGAAGGGAGAAAAAAAGAUUAAGAAAAAAGUGGAAAGAAUACAAACGGAGUUAUAAUACAAACAAAAAACAUGUAACCAGAGCUACGCAGAUGCUAAAAGAAAACACUCCUCCGGCAGCACCUACCAGAGAUCUAAACGAAAUUGAAAACAAUCAGGAUGUAGCAAAUGUUUCAGGGAGAUCAAGCGCUGGAAGAAAAAGGGUUUUAAGGAAGCGCUCAGCAACUGUGAGAAAAUUAAAGGAAUUGGAGAGAAAAGUAGAGAAGUACAAAAAAUUAACGCAGCGGUAUAAAACAAGACUACAGAGAUUUUGUAGUAAUUAA
Molecule: messenger RNA, 675 nt
Organism: Acanthoscelides obtectus
Lineage: Eukaryota; Metazoa; Arthropoda; Insecta; Coleoptera; Chrysomelidae
Source: the annotation of a GenBank genome assembly